GUCCAAAAGCGAAAUAGAGAGUGUGGUGGAGUGGUCAUCAAACCAUCGGAUUACUGCGCUAUUAAAUUGGAUACAUUUCCCCAAGAUACAUAGCCAAAAUGCUGGUGAGACAUUUGAACAGCCUGCCUUGGGCUUUGCUGGCGGUUCUUCUGCUGGCUGCUCUGAAGCUCCAUGUGACCAAUGCGGAAUCCAGUGGCGAACAAAAGGAGGUGGAGGUGGAGAGUGCCAGCACGGAGAGCAACGAGAUCAUUCCCAGGGAGGCCAUUCAAAAGCUGGACUACUCUGUGAGGCAGGCUUUACUUCGGGCCAUUGAUAAGCUGGAACAGGAGGAGGCGGCUGCCACGGAGAGUGGUGAGGAAAGUACCAGCAGCAGUGGUUCCCAUUCCCUACUCCUCCGAGCAGAGACCUCCACUUUGCCAUCGCACCGCGACAAGGAUGAGAUUCUGGAGGAGAGCACCAGGGGAAACGAUCCGGAGCCAGUGGUGCCCACUGUCCAAUUCUACACGGCCACCUUUGACGAGAAGAAUGCCCAGGAGCAGCUGCUCUCCUCCUUCAUCGAUCGCUCCAAACUGUGGAAGAAGACCACCAUCCGGAAACUAAACCAACCCGCCGCUACCCUGUCCCUUGAACCAAAAUCCGCGGAGGCCGAAGGUCCAGAGAAUCGUCAGCUCACCCGGAGCGUGGAUAGCUCCAUUUCCGGAUCCGUGAGCAGCAAUGAGAUCUCCCACGACAGCGGCAGUCACGAGAUCAAAUUCGAGAUCAGCAAUGUGCGAAAGACCACCACGCCCACGACAACCACGUCCACGAGCACUACCACGACCACUACGCCCAGACCUCGCACCACCAGACGUCGCACCACCACAACGACGACGACCACAACCACAACCACUCCUAGGCCCACCCACAAUGAGGACGGGGAGAACAUAGAGCUGGUGGACAAGCAGGACAUUCGCAUCCAGGAAGCGCCACUCGUGACCGCUUUCACGGUGGAUCUGGACGAGCGUGGCACUGCUCAAAAGUUCCGCCCAUUGCUGGCGGGCAACCAGCUCCAUCAGCGCACCAGCAACUUUGCCCAGCAGCAGCAGCAGCAGCUGCCCCACAUCGGACCAACCAUCACUAAGCUGAAUGUUUUGGAAACAGAGCCACCGGCUACUCCGCUGCCCACUCAGUUCCCACCCACCGGCGGCAGCAGCUCCACCACCCAGAUCAGCACGAGCACCAGUGCCGGCGGUGGUUUCUCCACCACUCCCGCCUUCCUGGCCAGCUCCACAAGCAAUUAUGUAAAGCAGGAGCCUCUGAACAAUCUGCCUGAGCCACCCAGUGUAAACAACUACCUGAUCGAGCGACAACGAGCUUUGGAGCAGCAGAUCUACCAGCUGAAGGUCCAGGCACAACAGCAACAGGCUCUGAUCCUGCGCCAACUGAAGCUGCUUGAGGAGCAGACCCAGAGCCGUUUCCAGGGCUCACCGAUUGCCCAACCCAGCACUUUGCAACCGCAGCACCAACAGCAACAGCUGCAACAGCAGCCGCAGCAACAGCAGCAGCAACUGCCGCAAGUACAGCAGCAACAACAGCAGCAGCAAUUGCCGCAAGUACAGCAGCAACAACAGCAGCAACAUGGUCCGCUGGAGGCCAUUCAGACGGGUCUGCAACCGCCCACUUUGGGCGGUGGUUACUCCAUAAGACCUUCGGUCGAAUUUAUACCCAGCACACAUACCAAGACUGUUAUUUAUCCCACAUAUCCAAUUGAGCAGCAAUUGCCACUGCGCGAUGCCGUUUCGGGUCAUAAAUUCGCCCUGCACAAUGGCAACAUAAACGCGAAUAACUAUCAGAAGCCGCCAGCGAAUGCAGUGCAGCAGAUUUUCCAAAAUUUGCAGCAAUCUCUGCAGAAAGCGAAUGAAAACCCCCAGGUCCAGCCCUCCAAUCAGUUCAACUUUGCACCGGCCGAGGCGUCGCAACUUCAGGCCUUGCCCCAUAACAAUUACAAGCCAUUUCAACAGCAGCAGCAGCAGCAACAGCAACAGUUGCUGGUGCCCAACUACGUCAGCAAUGCGGUGUUCCACCAGCAGCAGCAGCAACAGCAGCAGCAACAGCAACAGCAGCAGCAGCAAAGAGCUCGGCAAUUCCGCCAGGAGACGGGAGUGGGUAACUUCGGGUUGAACUCCAAUGUGGAGAUCCAGCCGAGCAACUCCUUUGCCACCACGAUUAUUAGCCAGCAGCCUGGCCUCAGUGCCAAUCCCAGCCUGGAGAACCAGAACUUCUACAGGCAGCAUUUGACGCCCCAGUUGAGCAACCAGUUGCAGCACAACGCGCAGCAAUAUCUGCAGCAGCAACAGCAGCAGCAGCAACAGUUGCAGCAACAGCAGCCGAAAGCCAGCGGCGACAUUAGUCCAGCUCUCAACCAUGGGAUACCGCAGUUCGCCUCACAAAACCUGCACUUCAACGGGUCAUUUUGA
This is a messenger RNA of Drosophila teissieri, 2456 nucleotides long. Its product is annotated as transcription factor SPT20 homolog. The coding region runs from base 99 to 2456 and encodes 785 amino acids. The record is from RefSeq and is a predicted model, not a curated record. NCBI's taxonomy places the organism in Eukaryota, Metazoa, Arthropoda, Insecta, Diptera, Drosophilidae. The transcript is spliced from 4 exons.